Molecule: messenger RNA, 4814 nt
Organism: Sinocyclocheilus anshuiensis
Lineage: Eukaryota; Metazoa; Chordata; Actinopteri; Cypriniformes; Cyprinidae
Product: hedgehog-interacting protein-like
Exons: 13
Coding region: 422-2506 (694 amino acids)
Source: RefSeq, a predicted model, not a curated record
UGUGAGUGCACUGAAGAGCAUGCAACAGACAACUUAGUGCAACUUUUGAUCACACGCAUCAACCUUUGUGCACCAACGGGAUUUAACUUUUGGGAAAGGAGACAUACAAUUUCUGUAUAUCCGACCACUUCUUAUUUUUUAUUAUUAUUUCUUAUUAAAAUACAGUAUCGUGUCUUUUUUUUCCACUUUAACAACAUCAUAACCAGCACUUGUCUUAAUUUAUUAUCGCCAUUUCUUUAUUUUUUUCGUUCUUUUUAAAUACCUUUGCUAUUAAUUAAUUUGGACUACUUUAUUAGUGAAUAGUUGUUUUAAUCGAAAUUAGUUAUUCAAUAACAACUUUCUGGACGCGUGGGGACUGUCAUACAGCAGUCCUGAUUUCUGAGCAGUCGCGUGUUCCGCUUUUGGUUUAAUCCCUCUGAAAAUGAAGCAUUUGAAAUUUGUGCUCUUGUUGGCCAUCGCGGCCAAUUUUUGGGAAUGUGGUGAUACGAAAUUCGGCGAGAAAGGAGAAUUAAGUCCAAGGAGGAGGAGAUGUUACGAUGGAAGUCUGCCGAAACGCCUGAACAAGAAGGAGAGAAAACUGUCACUGGACGGAAGCGACGGAGGGGAGGUUUGUCACAGGCUCUAUCCUCGCGUGUCCUGCUGUCCGUCCAGGAGGGCUCCGUAUCAGAUACUCCAUCGGAGAGAUGCUCGGAUCUUCUCAACCAAUAACACAGAGUGUUCUAGACUGCUGCAGGAGAUUAAGUGCGCCCAUUGCUCACCACAUGCCCAGAUGCUCUUCCACUCGCCCAAACUUGAAAAAGCACCACACAGAGAACAAUAUCUACCCCACUUAUGCCACGACUACUGCCAGGAGUUCUACUACACCUGCCGGGGACACGUACCAGAACUGUUCCAAGCCGACGUGGAUGAGUUCUGCCAGUACUAUGGAAGGAAGGACGGAGGCCUGUGCUUUCCAGAUUUUCACAGAAAGCAACUGCGCCGAGAUUCCAACUACCUGUUAGAUGAAAAAAUAGAAGUGAUUAACAGAAAACAUAAACACAACUGCUACUGCACUCAGGAGAUCCUUAGUGGUCUUCGACAGCCUGUUGGCAUGGUGCAUUGUGGGGAUGGAUCACAGCGGCUUUUUAUUUUUGAGAAGGAAGGCUUUGUCCGUAUCCUAACACAUGACAUGGAGCUCUUGAAAGAGCCUUUUCUGGACAUUCAUAAGCUGGUACAAAGCGGUAUUAAGGGAGGAGAUGAAAGGGGCUUGCUAAGCCUUGCAUUCCACCCCAAUUAUAAGAAAAAUGGAAAGCUCUACGUCUCCUACACGACCAACCAAGAGCGCUGGGCUAUCGGACCACACGACCACAUUCUUCGUGUAGUCGAGUACACUGUGUCCAGGAAAAACCCAAACCAGGUGGAUACAAGGACUACUCAGGUUUUAAUGGAAGUAGCUGAGCUCCACCGAAAGCAUUUGGGAGGGCAGCUCCUCUUUGGCCCUGAUGGGCUUCUGCACAUCUUUUUAGGUGAUGGCAUGAUCACUUUGGAUGAUAUGGAGGAGAUGGAUGGUCUGAGUGAUUUCACAGGAUCUGUCCUUCGGGUGGAUGUGGACACAGAUUGGUGUAGUACUCCUUACUCUAUACCCAGAAACAACCCCUAUUUCAACAGCACAAAUCAGCCCCCUGAAAUCUUUGCCCAUGGACUGCAUGAUCCAGGGAGGUGUGCAGUGGAUAAGCUCCACAUGGACACCAAUGGGAGUCUGCUGAUCCUGUGCACAGAUACUGUUGGCAAAAAUACGACAACAGGCAGGAUCCUACUGGUCAUCAAAGGGAAAGACUACGAAAAUGAGUCAUCUAUGUUUGAUUUGGGGUCAAAUGAAGGUGCCGUCCCAGUUGGUGGAUUCAUCUACCGGGGAUGUCAGUCAAGAAGACUUUAUGGAAGUUAUGUAUUUGGAGACAAAAAUGGGAGCUUCAGAAUUCUGCAGAGGCCUUCAGAAGACAGGUCGUGGCAAGAGAAGCCUCUUUGUCUUGGUACUGGCAGUUCCUGUGGUUCCUCGCUGGUAGGCCACAUCCUGGGGUUUGGCGAAGACGAAUUAGGUGAGGUCUACAUCCUCGCUUCCAGCAAAAGCACGGCGAUAGAGUCGCACAGCGGAAAACUCUACAAGUUGGUGGACCCUAAAAGGCCACAGGUCCCUAAGGAGUGCAGACGGCCAGUAGAGGAUCCGGAGAUGCUAAGCACCGCUUGCUUCCGUGAAUGCAAGAAUGGCCACUGUACACCAACUGGCAAGUGCUGCUGCAGUUCUGGCUGGGAGGGCCCCUUCUGCUUACUAGCCAAAUGUGAACCGGCCUGUCGCAACAGCGGUGUCUGCGUGGAGCCCAACAAGUGUCUCUGCAAGGAGGGAUUCUCUGGCAGCCAGUGCGAGAAAGGAGAUCGAGGGACACAAGGGGACGGUGAGAAAGACAGCAUCCUGGAGCACAUCAUUGACAUGACGUCUUACCUGCUGGACCUCACCAGUUAUAUUGUAUAAAAAGCAGGGCAGGAUGAUAACGCGCUCUUCACCGGUUGGCAGACUAAAUGUUACAGAGGCCUUUCAAGAGUUUGCCUUCAGGACACCAUCCCCAAUCUCCAACUGCCCCUCAUCUGAUCCUCUCCCACCACUGUUUCAUAAGCCACAGGCUUUGAUCUCCAUGCUCCCCUACACCAUCUGCACUCCCACCCCUAUGCACAAAUACACACGGAAAACAAUAACAGGGUGGCCAAUGGAACCUCAACGCGCAUAGCUGAAGGGGUCGCAUGUUGGAGGUCCCACGCAGGGCUCCCCAGUUUUUACUGCUGGUAUGGUAUGUAAAGUCUGGUCCACUUUAAAGUCAAGUGUCCCUGCAAGUGGACUCACAAAGCACUGGAAGCCCCACAUGAGACCAACUCAUGUUCGGUCCAAUCCCAACAUGGGCACCGGUUUGUACUACAGGACUAAUUGGGAUUUUAGGGAGUCAAGAAUAACAACUCUCCUUUAGGAAAGUCAGAUGGACAGUCUACCAAACUGAACUGCACCAUAAAGAAAAUCACUGCCAUGGAUUCACAGUUUGUUUGAAGAACGGAGAGGAAGUAGCUGUCAAUACAGCCGCAAAACCAUACAACAGACUUAGUCUUAUUCAGCUGGUCUGUGUAUAACUGGAGAAUCAUUAUGAUGGGACUUGAUGCCAGUUUACAUGCAGUUUAGAAACAGAUCUGCUAAAAUGUCAUCCAUGAUCACUGAGGAUCCUGCAGAGUCAAGCUGAAUAUUGGUUGUAUCCCAUUGAUGUUUCAUUUAGAUGAAAACAUCAAGUGAAAUGUAAAUCUAAAAGAAUGUUUGGACAGUCACUUUGAUUACGUUAAUUUAAUACAUUAGUUGGAGAUGACUGGUUUGCGGAGAAACUACCCUGAAGAGGUAACUGCUCUGGUUUAAGUUGCAGUAUUAGCUAUAUAAUUUUCCUACAGUUGUUCAUGACCAUGCACGCUGCUUUCAUUGCAAAUUGUAUAUCUUAUCAUAUUUUAAAAUGUUCAUAUAUCUUUUUUUUUUUCUGUGUGAUAUCAAGCACAGAAGCUUUUUUUCAUAUGGAAAACCCUCUUAAGGUGAUUUUAGCAAAUAAUAGUCUUUUCACAGAUUAUUUGACCGUCACAAUGGGAAACUUCAUGUAAUGUUAUCCAUAUUUUUUUUUUCUAAACACCAAACCAUAUUCAGUUUUGUCAUAUACAAAAGGGAACAAGACUGGUGACUGGUGUACAUUUCAUAUAGUACUGUACUGAGAUACGUACUACUUAGAUUUGCCAUUGUUUUAAUAGAGGAGGGUUUAUUUUUUUAAGGAAUAAUAUAUGGGAGAGGAGCAGUUUUGCAUUAAGCCUGUAAAUUCAUUUUACGUACUUUACUAAAUACUUACAUGGUUCUGUUGACAAUACCACAUCUAUAAAAGUCUAAUUUAAAGCUAUAACAUUGUUCUCUUACUACAAGAGUGCUUUAAAAAAAAAUAGAUCUUUCCUUCUGACUAUGUGAUGUUUCUGUAAUACGAGGCUGAAGCUAUAAUUUUAGAGGCAGUUUUUUUUCUGACCAGAAGAGGAUGUUAAAUACGGUCUAUGAUCUCAUCAAAACCCCAUAGUAUCCCUCCAAAAACUGAUGCUUUAUAGAGAAAACUGUUGUUGGUUGAACGCUAUCCAGUAGAUGAAUUAUCAAAAUGCACUAUAACUCCAAAUAUAAUUUUUCCCAUACUUCAUCAUAGUUCCUCAUCAGAUCUUUUUUUCUUCUUCUUCUUUUUUUUUCUCAUAUGAUUCAAACUAGUCUAAAAUGGGACCACAUUCUAUUCAGCUUUAGGCUUUAGAAAUUUGUAGUCAGAGAGGUCAUAAAUAUUACACAGCUUUCAUUGAGCCUGUUUUCGAUGUGAUUCUUGUCAUUGAAAGGUUACAGUCCCCUCUGAAAUAUUCAGGUGUUUUUGAUGUUUUUAGUAUAAUCACUUAUUCCUCCCAAAGACAAGUAUAUCAACAACAACCCCCACUUGUUUAUGACUUUCCAGUGCAUUUUAACAUUGUUACAGGUAAGGAAUCCAUGCUGUAAAUCUACUCUAUAAUUUUAGCACUUAAUGUGAAACCUGCAUUAGAGCUGCUGGGAAGGUGUCAUGUGAAUAGAGUAACCCUGAUUCUUUUAUUAUUUAAGUAGUUACGCCUUAAAGUUAUUUAAGUUGUCUACAAUGUUUUAACUGUUGUAUGUGAAGAAAUCAUUUAUUGUAAAUAACUAGGUUUAUCUUGGGUUCUUCUCAGAAAUAUCAAUGUUUAUUAAAGUGUAUAGCAUGUUUGAGAACUUAUUG